This is a messenger RNA of Rotaria socialis, 3795 nucleotides long. Lineage: Eukaryota; Metazoa; Rotifera; Eurotatoria; Philodinida; Philodinidae. The record is from the annotation of a GenBank genome assembly.
AUGGCUACAAUACAGUGCCGAAAGCGAAAACGCAAAGAUUCAGCCGAUGAACAGGAAUGGAAUACUGCAAAUUUACUCAAGAGCCUGCAGAAAAAGGAAGGCUUAUGUGAAUUACACACACAUCUUCUAGGAAUGGGUAAUGCUUCAUUUUGGGUGGAUACAAUUUUAACUGAUCGAAGGAUAUUACCGACUCAAGAUCAUUUUAUGAAAAAGAAUCAAAGUAGUCUCAGGCGUGACUUAGGACCUUUAAUAUGGAACGAUAGCAUACAGCAGUUCAUCGGUUCAGAACAGGUUUUCAAUUUCUUUGGCUAUCUCAGUUCACAUGACUCAUUAUUACCUGAAUAUAAGGAUAUGAAGCCCUUUUGUGAUUUGAUAUCGGAAGAGUUUGAAAAAAAGAAGGAUCAUCACAAGCUUACAUACAAGGAGAACUUUUCUUAUGAUGUUGUUUUUUCAUUGGAAAACAUGGUAAAAGGACUAGGAUUGAAACAAAAUCAGCCCAGAGAUAUGCUUCAAUGUGUAAUCGAAGAAAAACUGGGUAUUUAUACAAGAAGUGAUUGGAAUCAUCAUUUUUUCUUCAAAUAUUGGAUCAUAUUUAAUGCAAGAGAACAAAAACUAGAGAUUAUAUAUGGGAUGCAAGCUGCAGAUCUACGAAUGCUUAUUGGAGAAACCAAGUCCAUUGACAAGCUAGGUAACACAGCUAAACGUGAUGCUCGUGCACACAUCAUAAAUGCGUUUUCGAUGAUGAAUAGCGAUGGUACAGAACCACGUUCAGUAGACUUUCAUUCAUUUCGUGGCGCAUUUACACCAGAAUUUUAUCCUAGGCGAUUUGCUUUAAAGGACUCAUUAUAUACUCAGCGACUGGAUUUAUUAGUGUAUCUCUUACAACAUGUACUACAUCGUUAUUCAACAUGUGUGCCGCCGGUGAAAUAUUGUGAAUUUUCAGUUGGAUGUGGCGAUUUAACCCGUCCUUGGAUGUUGGAUGUUCUAUCGACAUUUUGUAUUAGAGAAGAGUUGCAUGGUUCAUUUAAAUCUCUGAUAGAUAAGAAUUGUUUUCCAUGGCUCAAAGCGUCAACUUCUGAACUAAAGGUUGAUUAUCGUUUUUUGGCUGGUUUCAACCGUCAAAUUGAGCCGAUUAAUGACUCUUAUACUCCUGAUGAAGCGAUUCCAUUUUUAUUCGAAGCACCUCACUUUGUUAUUCACGCACUAUUCAAGGAGUUCUACUUAACUGACAAUCAAAAGCCAACUCUUUUAUUCCGUAAGCAAGUACAGCAGUUGAAGGCAAUGAAAACGCAAAAGGAUACAAAUCCUAAAUUUUUGGACUUGGUUGUAGGUUUAGAUGCGCUUGGUGACGAGCUUGGGCAUCCCUGUUGCCCUUUUGUGGCGCAUGAGUUCAUAGAGUUUGUUAGAGAUGCUCGGAAGCAUAAUCGAACUUUUGGCGUGCGUAUACAUGCCGCAGAAAACGCACCUUUUAUUCGACCAGAUUUGCCAGGCUAUCGUUUAUUUGCAGCGCAUAUGUAUAUUCUUUACCGUUGCAUUGACUUUUUAAAAAGGAAACUGCAGACAAACAUUCGCGUGGGCCAUGGUAUUGCUUUUGAUAAACUAUUAAGCAUCAAAAACUAUAAAUUUCGAAAGUCUAGCGUACUUGUGGCACAAAUGAAAAGAGAUGCUAAGUCAGUUUUCUCCGAAAUUCCCUUUGAAGUAAAUAUAACAAGUAACUUUUAUCUUUUGGGAGGUGCAAUCAGAAAUGUAAAGAAAGAAAAACCUUUAUCUAAUUUAUACGAUAUAGAAGUUCCUGUCGUACUGUCAACUGACAACGAUGGAAUAUUGCCAAUCGAUAGGUGUGAUCUUGGGCAUUAUUCGCAUCAUUCAUUAGCUGCUGAAUAUUGUCGCGCAAUCGUUACUCGUUUCAUUUCAAAAGAAGAACACUUAGAUCGUAUGAUUCAAACCUCAUUUAAUUCUAGAUUUGCUCAUAGUAAGCCCAUAGAAAGAGUGAACUGGGUCAACCAAAAUACAUCACAUUAUAACAAAGAUGAAUGCUACUUUCCUACAGAUAUAAUUGUGCAUCCAACUCUACUUGAUAUGCUUUUCAAAAGUCAAGCGUCUGUCAAUGAUAGGCCAUCCGUAUUCUUACAGUAUUAUAGAAAUAUACAUAGUGAGUCAAACGUUGAGGGUCCCAUAACAGAUUAUGAUAAAAUUAUGAUGCGUCUUUUAGUCGCAUUUUUUUAUUUGAUGCGCGCUCGCCCUUAUAAGGAGUUUAAGGAAGACUAUGAAAAUUUGUUUCCACCUCCCUCUGAAUGUAAACACCGUUACAAAGAAAUAUUCACUCAGGAAGGCUGUUUAAAGAUCUAUGAAGUAUGCAAAAAAGUACAUUCGUAUUUAAUGACAGACACACCUAAUAGAGGUGCCUAUAUGGAAGUGGAAGUCGAUAGCGAAUACUAUUUAUUUUGUUCGGAGGUACCUAAUAAUAGGAAAAGUAAACCAACUCUCUUACUGCAAAAUAUAAAGGAAUUCAUGAACAAACGUAUCAAGAAUAUCAUAAUAUUUAGUUUUCUUUCAAGCAUCGACGAAAAUAAUAAUGAAAUAAUCGAGAAUCUUCAGGAAAUCGACACACUUCUUAGGGAUCCGAGUAGUGAAGUAAACAAGGUUUUUCUUUAUACAAACACUAAAAAAGACCUAGUUUUUCCGUUUUUAAAAAGUGGGAAAAUAUUCAUCAAUAAUAAGCCUAGUAUGCGUACGGAUGCGACGGAAGACGAAAUUGAAUCUGUAUUACUUUAUGCGAUCUGUCCUCACUCUAGUGUCGUAACUUCUUGUAUUCACUUUAUUGCAAAACACAUCCAUAAAAAAGGCUUCGCGAUCAAGACGCGUCACGUAGAUUUUCGUUACCUUGUUAUUCCGUUUUUACCGUUAAAUUUCGGUUUCACCAUUGAAGGUACGAGUGAAAACCCCAAAACACAGUUUUUACAGCACUUUCAUAUUAGUGGAACGAAUUUUGCGAAAGAAGUAGUCGUACGAGAACAUGAUGCAUGUGAGCAACUAUAUGAACGACAAUACAAUAUACUUUGCGCUGAUAUCAGGUACCAAAAACAAAUAGAAACGAAAGAUCUUCUAAAAGAAAUAGGCAAAUCUAAGUUUGACUUUCUUAACCUUUUGAGGAUUUUGUGUGGGUCCAUUAAAAACUUUAGUUUAUGGCCUGCAUUUUUUGUAAUACUAAACGAUGUGAAUGAAUAUAAUUCCUAUACAACAGAUUUUGGCAAUAAUAAUAAUAAUAUUCCAGUGCCUAUUAUACAAAUCGAUCAGCACUUUUUGAUUUGCAGUUGUGUUAACCUUUAUGAACGACGCCAUGAUAAAUGGUCCUCUUGUCUUUGGUCUUUAGCUACAAGCUGGAAUCCACCCUUAAACUCUGUCAAUAAUCCGCAUGCAUAUCCCUAUGUUACAUGGACCUUAAAAAUAUUCGAAAUCGGCAGAGAAAAACUCAAUAAAGAAUUCGGAGUAGAUACAUGGGAAGAGCUUCUGACAAAAGUUUUACUUGAUGGGGAUCAACGAGCUUGGUAUUCUGAUACGGUUAAUUAUUGGUGUGACGUAAUCGAGAAAGCCUUUCGCGAUGAAGAGAACGUGCAUUUUUUCGUCGAGUUCUUAAAAAAGUCUGAUCAGUCGAAAAAGCUGUUAGCAAUAUUAAAUGAUGGAGGACGUCAUAAACUAGGUAAUCAAUGGCAAUUAGACGUAAUAGAAAAGCGUCAAGCUAAACAAAUUUUGAAUAAGCUAAAAGAGACGAUGGAACAGGCUCUAAUCUGUUGA